Pocillopora damicornis (cauliflower coral) is the source of this 2195-nucleotide messenger RNA. RefSeq names its product allatostatin-A receptor-like. Gene Ontology annotation, cellular component: plasma membrane. Gene Ontology annotation, biological process: G protein-coupled receptor signaling pathway. The record is from RefSeq and is a predicted model, not a curated record. NCBI's taxonomy places the organism in Eukaryota, Metazoa, Cnidaria, Anthozoa, Scleractinia, Pocilloporidae. Gene Ontology annotation, molecular function: G protein-coupled receptor activity.
UGCUAUUGUGAAUUGAGUGACUCAGACCAUGUUUUACAUCCUCGAGAUCUCGAAAAUCAGAAAGACAUUAUUUACAUAUCAGUACAGAGCAUGGAAUUAACAACAGAACUGGGUUUUACCAUAGCGUUUUCUAUAUUCAUGAUCUUGGCAUUGUUUGGAAACCUGUUGCUGAUAUACAUUGUCUGGAAGAAACCUGAAACGAGAGGUCUGACAAUUUUCUUGUUCGUCAAUAUGGCCGUGGCCGAUCUACUAGUUGCAGUAUUUCAGAUUCCUAUCUCCAUGGCUCAUUUUUACGCAACUGAAAUGAAUGGUGUAGCCGGUGACCUGUUCUGUAAGUUUUUUAACUACAUUUUGCAAGUGUCGAUGACAGCCUCCAUUCUCAGUUUGGUCGUGAUGGCAUUUGAUCGAUACUUCGCUGUCAUACACCCUUUGAGGCGAAAGAUCUGGUUCCGAAGAUCCAAGGUAAUUCUACCUGUCAUUUGGGUCCCAUCCUGCACUUUAAUGGCGGUAAAUUUAGUCUCUUACGAGGCUCAUUAUGGGAAGUGCCUUUAUACAGAAAAGCAUAUUUCAAGCGUUAUCCUAUUUACCUACUUACUGGUCAUCAACUAUGUCUUGCCUCUCGCCAUCAUUUCUGCCCUUUACAUCAAAAUCGCGAGGAAAAUAUGGUUCCACGAAAUUCCUGGUCAAAAAGAAAUCUCUCGAAACCUGGCAGAUGAUCAGAUUCCUAAAAGAAAAGUCCUCCGAACGCUCAUCAUCAUUGUGGUUGUUUUUGCAGUCUGUUGGUUGCCCGCCCAAGUGCUCCAAAUGGACUACGUGGUGACAGCAACAAUAAGAUGGCAUCCUGCAGUCAUCUAUUUUUCCUCUUGGCUCAGUCAGGCUAACAGUGCUAUUAAUCCCUGGCUCUACAUCCUGCUCAAUGGUAAAAUGAAUGGAGCUUUUCGCAGAAUGAUCCGAGGCCAAAGUGUGAAAAGCAGGGCAUCCAGCAGGACCAGCCAAUCGACCACGGCCGUGAGCUUACUCAAAAAUUCCUUUCUUGACAAUUCUGUAGUUUAAGGGAUCAGCGCAGCGCUCUACUGACUAAAACAAUAGAUGAUUGGGUUUAGCCUUAGGAUAUAUGUAGGUUUGCGUGAUUGAGUUUUCCUCCUAGUAAAUAGAUCCAUGCUGCAACAAGAAAGUGCCUUGAGAUUGGUAAGGUCACUAGAUCAGUCCUACAAGAAAACGUAUUUAAGAUCAUCACAUAACAAGUGUAAUGGAUCUUGAUGUUCCGCCAUAAGAUUACAGGUUUUCUUAAAUGUAUUACCCUUAAAUAGUUAGCUGCCGCCGUGAACAGAGCUCCUAAAGAUCAUAAAGCAAUGCCACGGUCAUCAGAUCUGGUCUAUGGGACACUUUGUGUACAGUACACCACAAUAAUUAGCAGCCUUGAUGUAUACACUUUCAUGAAUGUAUUUGCCCCAGAUGUGUGUUCGUUGCCUUUAUCUACCAGUUCGAAAAAAAUAUUAAAGUGAGUUUGUUAGUAGUCCUGGCAAAAUCCUUCUAUUUCUAUGAAGUAAAAAACACAAGAGAACUCACAUUUAUCUAGUAGUAGAUUGAUGGUAAAUAAUGAUAUCUGUGCUUCUCACCGGAGAAUCGCUUCAUGGUAGAAGCGAUUGCAGCUUGUGGUACGCCAUUCAAUCGUCACUUUUUGUUUUUGAAUUCGUAGUGGGAUCCAGCUGAAGUUGAUAGCUAAUCAAUUUAUGCGACAAGUUUUAAUUCAGGUAUGUAAGGCACCGAAGUACAUGUUUUGUACACUGAGUACUUUUUAUCAAAGAGGAAAAUUUAUUUCAAUCUGGGUGAUACUGGAUAAAGAAAGGGAACGGACUAAUCAUGGAAAAGAUUAGAAAAAAGAGAAAAAAAUAGAAAAGCAUAUCCUAAUCAAGAUACGUUAAGUGGUGGUGGGUGGCAAUGUAUAAAUGUAUUUGCGAAAAGAAUGUAUCUCAUUAGUUACGUUUUCCUCCAUAUUUUCUAAGUCUCCUUUCAUAAACACGGCGGUAAAACGUCUACGCACCUGCGAAUGUUGUAGAGGCUCUAUGAAGUACUUUCAGAGUCUUCAAAACCAAGUUGUCUUUGAGAUAACUACUCGAGCAAGCAAGUAGCGGCGUUCAAAAACCGUGUAAAUUAUUUGAUAAUGUUCAAAAUAAGUGUUGUGAAAAAUUGCA